This is a messenger RNA of Acinonyx jubatus (cheetah), 3054 nucleotides long. It is a transcript of the gene CHST15, whose product is annotated as carbohydrate sulfotransferase 15. The transcript has 9 exons. Gene Ontology annotation, biological process: hexose biosynthetic process. Bases 1099 to 2784 code for a protein of 561 amino acids. Lineage: Eukaryota; Metazoa; Chordata; Mammalia; Carnivora; Felidae. The record is from RefSeq and is a predicted model, not a curated record. Gene Ontology annotation, molecular function: N-acetylgalactosamine 4-sulfate 6-O-sulfotransferase activity.
GGGGGGGCUCCGCUUCUGGGCUCCUCCGUAGUGCCCCCCAGCCCCUCUUUAUCAGGGGCAGUUGCCAUGAGGGCAGCCAGCCCGCCGAGCAGAAAGGCACCUUGAGGGCAUGUGCACGCCCUGCGGGGCCCCGGAGGAAACCCAGGUUUGGAGAUUUGCCCAAAGUUCCUCUAGGACCUUCCCACCCCGCUCUCCAUCCCAGCCUUCCUGCCCCCCCCAUCCCUUGGAAAAUCAGGAGUCCUCCCUUACAGAACGUGGCACUUAGGGGUUUUACAAACUGAAUGUUGAAUUGGGAUGUUUUGAUUGCUACCUAAACACAUUGGAGUCAUACAUGCUUUUGCUUAAAAUAGCGUGUGCACAAAAAUAUCUUUUAAUUAGGUGGUUUUUAUCAAAUAAGUUUUUCUCUACAAUACUCCUGGAAGAUUGGCAGGAAAAUGUUCUUUUUGCCUCGUCCUGGACGAGGAGGCUGAGCCAGCAAGGCUCCUGGGAAGGAAAUUCAGCAGCGUCUGUCUUUUCUGAUCAAUGCAUGACUGCAGUGAGCUGGCUUGUGGGUGAAGCAAGCAGCAUGAAUUCAUCCAGGUGGUCUGACAUUUUAAAGGUUCUGCUCCCCCUGAAGAGGAAACAUUUGAAGGGAACACGAGAUGUAAAAGAAGAAAUCUUCACGGGCGUCUCCAAGGAUGCAAUGCCAACCCAUCCCUCACUGAGACCAUGAUCUCUUCUCAUCCCUUGGAAGUUUCUGUGUUCUCCAGCGAGAAUUCUUCCCCUUCAUCUUGUGCCAUGGGAAAAACCUGAAGGGCAGGCAGAAUUGUUCCCAGACUUGGGGAUUUUUUUGAGGUUUCAGCGGCUCUUCUGGGACAUGACAAUUGGAGAUCACUUCUUUUUGUUGUCUUUCAGAGUCGAACCAAAGAAGGCACUUCCUCAUUGUCUAGUGCUUUGGCUCCUGCUCAUUUUUAUAUUUGUUUCCGUUGCUUGUGCCUUAAAACCAUCUUACGUAACCAGAAGACAUCCUUAAAAAGUGUUCCAGCGCGACUUGCGUGCAUCUGGGCUCCGCAGGGGCUCUCCCAUGGCUCUGUGGGCCAGCAGUCCAAGGGCAUUACCAUGAGGCACUGCAUUAAUUGCUGCAUACAGCUGUUGCCCAACAACGAGCACAAACAGCAGGUUGGCUGCGGAGGAGGCCCCCUUCACAGUCACCUGGAGUGCCCCGCGUGCAAAGGAGAGAACAAAAUUGUGCUUCGUGUGGACGGUAAGCAGAUGAACUUGCUUGCUGUUCUCGAGGUGAGGGCUGAGGGCAAUGAGAGCUGGGGCAGGUUUCUGCGCUUCAAGAAGGGGAAGCGAUGUAGCCUGGUUUUUGGAUUAAUGAUCAUGACCUUGGUGAUGGCAUCUUACAUCCUUUCUGGGGCCCACCAAGAGCUUCUGAUCUCCUCACCUUUCCAUUAUGGAGCCUUCCCCAGCAAUCCCAGCUUGAUGGACGGUGAAAACCCGAGCGACACGAAAGAGCAUCAUCACCAACCCUCUGUAAAUAAUAUUUCGUACGUGAAAGACUACCCAAGCAUUAAAUUAAUUAUCAACAGCAUCACAGCCAGGAUAGAGUUCACAACCAGGCAGCUCCCAGACAUAGAAGAUCUCAAGAAGCAGGAAUUGCACAUGUUUUCGGUAAUCCCCAAUAAAUUUCUUCCAAAUAGCAAGAGCCCCUGCUGGUACGAGGAGUUCACGGGUAGGAACACCACCGACCCCUACCUGACCAACUCCUACGUGCUCUACUCCAAGCGUUUCCGAUCCACCUUCGACGCCCUGCGCAAGGCCUUCUGGGGCCACCUGUCCCACGCCAGCGGGAAGCACUUCCGCCUCCGCUGCCUGCCGCGCUUCUACAUCAUCGGGCAGCCCAAGUGUGGCACCACCGACCUCUACGACCGCCUCCGGCUGCACCCAGAAGUCAAGUUCUCCGCCAUCAAGGAGCCCCACUGGUGGACCCGGAAGCGCUUUGGAAUCGUCCGCCUGAGAGAUGGGCUUCGGGACCGCUACCCCGUGGAAGAUUACCUGGACCUCUUUGACCUGGCCGCACACCAGAUUCAUCAAGGACUGCAGGCCAGCUCUGCAGAGGAACAGAGCAGGAUGACUAGGAUCAUUAUCGGGGAGGCCAGCGCGUCCACCAUGUGGGACAACAACGCCUGGACGUUCUUCUACGACAACAGCACGGAUGGAGAGCCGCCCUUUCUGACCCAGGACUUCAUCCAUGCCUUUCAGCCAGACGCAAAACUGAUUGUCAUGCUCAGGGACCCCGUGGAGAGGUUGUACUCCGACUAUCUCUACUUUGCAAGUUCGAAUAAAUCUGCUGAUGACUUCCACGAGAAGGUGACAGAAGCUCUGCAGCUGUUUGAGAAUUGCAUGCUCGACUAUUCCCUGCGUGCCUGCGUCUACAACAACACCCUCAACAAUGCCAUGCCUGUGAGGCUCCAGGUCGGUCUGUAUGCUGUGUACCUUCUGGACUGGCUCACCGUGUUUAAUAAAGAACAGUUCCUCGUCCUUCGCCUGGAAGACCACGCCUCCAACGUCAAGUACACCAUGCACAGGGUCUUCCAGUUCCUCAACCUCGGACCCCUAGGUGAGAAACAAGAGACCCUGAUGACAAAGAGCCCCGCGUCCAACGCGCGACGUCCCGAGGACCGGAACCUGGGCCCCAUGUGGCCGGUCACCCAGAAGAUCCUGCAGGACUUCUACGGGCCCUUCAACGCCAGGCUGGCCCAGGUGCUCGCCGACGAGGCGUUCGCCUGGAAGAAGACCUGAGGGUCGGGGUCCCCCUGCGGUUUCCACUGUUAUCGUGAUUUAAAAAUCUCUCUUUGGGGGGCAGGGCCCUCUUCCUCAACAGCGUGGAGAAAACCCCCAGAUGAUUCUUCUUCCCCUCCCUAGGCACCUGUUCAGUAUAACCGUUUGUGGUGUGAAACAACCUGGCAACUGACCCUUCACGGGGCUCCGCCAUCCCGGGCCAUUGGAAACUCCACUUGGGAACCGUUCCCUCCUGCGGCACAGUGGCCGGGCCGCGGGGUCCAGGCGGGG